Messenger RNA from Acanthopagrus latus (yellowfin seabream), 2404 nucleotides. It is a transcript of the gene tmem203, whose product is annotated as transmembrane protein 203. The transcript has 2 exons. NCBI's taxonomy places the organism in Eukaryota, Metazoa, Chordata, Actinopteri, Spariformes, Sparidae. The record is from RefSeq and is a predicted model, not a curated record. Gene Ontology annotation, biological process: intracellular calcium ion homeostasis. Gene Ontology annotation, cellular component: endoplasmic reticulum. The coding region runs from base 468 to 884 and encodes 138 amino acids.
UGCAAAACAAAGGGAUAAGAAUUUUAAAAGAUUUGCCAGUUAAAAUUACUUCGGCCUGUCGGCCACCGUACAAUUCGUUUUCUCGCGAUAUUUCACAGAGAGCGAGAGAAAAAAAAGCCGAAGCUACGAUGCUAAUGGCUCGUUAGCUCUGUGUACUAACAGUGUCUCUUCCAGCUAGAUGGGGAAGAAAAUGCCUCACAGUUAUUAAGAAGGCUUUCCAGAGAGACUGGGAGCACUUCCUGCAGUCACCUCCCGACCACCCUUCUCAGAGUGAAUUUGAAGAUGUAGCCCAGAGUGAAGUGGGUCAUCUCUGCAGUACCUUGCCAUUCCUGCCCAGGCACAGUCAGUGGCUUCUCACUGCCAACAUCACUCUGGAGUGCUUCGACCCCUUACCAGGGCUGCCCAGUGCGUGACUCGGCCGUCCUCAGUCAGUCCGUCCCUGGUUGAAGACCCUGCUGUCCUCAGCUAUGCUGUUCUCCCUGAGGGAACUGGUCCAGUGGCUGGGCUUUGCCACCUUCGAACUCUUCCUGCAUCUACUGGCUUUGCUGGUCUUCAGCAUGCUGGUUGCUCUGCGAGCUGACAUGUUCACCCCCACGCUGAGCUGGUGGCUGGUGUUUGUCCCCCUGUUUGCCGCUGAUGGCCUCAGCACCUACUUCACAGCCAUCGUGUCCAUCCGUCUUUACCAGGAGAAUGAGAAGCGCCUUGCAGUGCUGCGGCUCCUCUGGGUGCUGACUGUGCUCAGCCUGAAGCUGGUGUGCGAGGUGCUGCUGUGCCAGAAGUUGGCAGAGCAGGAGCAAGCCAGAGACCUGUGGUUUGGCCUCAUUGUCUCGCCGCUGUUCAUUCUACUGCAGCUGCUGAUGAUACGGGCAUGCCGGGUCAACUAAGGAGAAGCAGUCAGUGGUUGUGCUUUCACGUCAGAGGCAACAUAGGAACAGAGCAAUCUUCAUCUGCCACUAGAGAUUUAAAGCAUAACCAUGGUGUAAUUUUUCUUCUGGCUCAUUGCCACUUUUGGCACUGCCAGGAAAUUGAGAGCUUUUAAUGCACAUGUUCAGAUCUCACCACAAUCCAGGGUUGUAUCAUCUGUGUUUCUAUCAGCUUCAAAAACACAAAUUUCCACUGCUCUCUUGAGUUCUAAUGCAGUAUUUCAACAACAAGCAUGAAUUUGCAACAGCUGCAACGAGAUACGAGCAGGCAUUUAUGCGCUAAUGCAUUCAAAUGCACGCAACCUUACUAAUGUAAAAUUGUAUGUAUGUCCCUCUACAAAGUUUGGUCACAGUAUGUGCAUUUAUUUGUAAGUUAUUCACCUUUUCUUGAUAGGCCCCUCCUGUUGUCAUGCCUCCUUUUUACACAGUCCUUCACCCGCACAUAUACUGGAGCUCCACAUCAAAUUUCUGCCAACUAGGGCUCACUCUGUGUGUGCCAAACGCUGAAAUACAAUACAUCCCCAAAGUAUUUGGACACCCCUGUUGAUGAGCAUUGUUAUUCAUUUGACCUGGGGCAAUUUUUACUCCUUAUUUCCAAUGAAGAGAAAUAAGGAGUUAAUCCUACACCAAAGUUCCAAAAGCAAAUUCUGGUGGGAAGUCUGAAACUAGAAGAGUGGAGUCUCUUAUAGCAACACCAAUGUAGGAAACAGUCAUAUAGGAGAUUAACGGGGUGACCACAUACUUUUGGCCAUAAACAUACUUAUUGGUGUCUGUUGCUACAGUGACCCUUCAGCAAGUGUUUUUAAUACUGUCAGGAAUACAAUGAGUUCAAGGGUCAGAGCAGUUAAUGUAUAUAUUGAACAUGGUGUGCCUUCACAUUGUGCAAUCAAUGGUAGACAGUGAGUCACGAGGGGAAUGCAUACCGGAGUUAUGUUUCAAUGCACAUGUGCACACAACCCGUAAGUUUAAUAAACUGGUGAAACCAAAAGGCUGUCAUGCCCUGGGCACAUGAUUGGGCAACUGUCAGCUCAAGGAGUUGCUGCAGCUUUUUUUUGCUUUGUUUCCCAUAUGAGGACACUACAGUUUGGUUAGGUUUCAAGUUAGCUGGAAGGUCAGCUCCGUCAGUGAGAAUAGUCUGAACUACAACAACCUGGUUUAGAAACUUGUCGCCAGCUCACAGUCUCACCCCAGUGUAGAAGAACUGAAUGUGACCUCUACAAGCAGUCAAUUGUGUGCACACGUCUUCCCUGAAUAUUGCUGUUUCUUUGUACAAUAUGUAAUGUACUAAAUCUGUGUUAAAUCAUACCACGUGUAUGUACUGCAUGUAUUUAAGGCCUCGUUUUAAGGUAAUUCCUGAUGUGACAUUUUAUGUAAUAUGUAUAUGUUGAUUUUUGGAAAGAAAUUCACCAAAUCUUAUUUAUGUUCUUUCUAUGGCACCAUUGUUGUCUGUAUAUACAUGUAAAUAAAACAUCAUCAUUUAA